UUCUUGGUUUUGUUUUCAAAGCUGUUUUAGGAAAGAAGAAACAUGGAAAGCGGUGCAGUUCUGCUGGAAUCUAAAUCCUCACCAUUUAACCUUCUGCAUGAAAUGCAUCAGCUACGUCUUCUCGGUCACCUGUGUGACGUGACUGUCAGCGUGGAGUACCAGGGCGUCCGAGAAGAAUUCAUGGCCCAUAAGGCGGUGCUGGCAGCCACUAGCAAGUUUUUUAAGGAAAUGUUCCUUAAUGAGAAGACCGUGGAUGGCACUAGGACUAAUGUCUACUUAAAUGAAGUGCAGGUUGUUGACUUUGCUUCAUUUCUUGAGUUUGUCUACACUGCAAAGGUACAGGUGGAAGAAGACCGGGUGCAGCGAAUGCUAGAAAUGGCUGAAAAGCUAAAAUGUUUGGACUUAUCGGAAACUUGUUUUCAAUUAAAGAAACAGAUGUUGGAGUCGGUACUUUUGGAGUUGCAGAAUUUCUCGGAGUCUCAGGAGGAGGAAGGGAGCCGUGUCUCCCAAGUCACUGUUGCUCCUGAUGCUCAGGCAGGUGCACCCGCUGACAGUCCUCUUGCCAAUGGCUGUGCGGAUUCCUCAGCUCCCCCAGUGGAGAGAAUUAGCAAUGGCAUGUUGCCAGAUAUGCCCCUGAGGAAGUCCAAGGACAAACCAGACAAGAAAAAAGAUGUAGUUAAGCCUCCCUACCCUAAAGUCAGAAGAGCUAGUGGAAGGCUGGCUGGAAGAAAGGUAUUUGUGGAAAUCCCUAAAAAGAAAUACACAAGAAGACUCCGAGAGCAGCAGAAAAGUGCUGAGGAUGAUGUGAGGGACUACAGGGGUCCCCAAGACCCCAGCCCAGACACUGUGGGAACAGAGAUGGAGCCAAUUCCCAAAACCGCGGAUUACAAUGCUGGGGUGGAGGUGGAGGAGGUGCUGCAGAAAGCAGGGCAGGGGGAUGAAGAGGAGGAGGAGGAUGAGGAGGGGGAGAAGAAGAAGAGCAACUUUAAGUGCACUAUCUGUGAAAAAGCCUUUUUGUAUGAGAAGAGCUUCCUGAAGCACAUCAGGCACCACCACGGAGUGGCCACGGAGGUGGUCCACCGCUGCGACACCUGCGGCCAGACCUUUGCCAACCGCUGUAACCUGAAGAGCCACCAGCGCCACGUGCACAGCAGCGAGCGCCACUUCCCGUGUGAGCUGUGUGGGAAGAAGUUCAAAAGGAAGAAGGAUGUCAAGCGGCAUGUGGUGCAGGUGCACGAGGGCGGGGGCGAGCGCCACCAGUGCCAGCAGUGCGGCAAGGGCCUGAGCUCCAAGACGGCCCUGCGGCUGCACGAGCGGACGCACACGGGCCACAAGCCCUAUGGCUGCACGGAGUGCGAGGCCAAGUUCUCGCAGCCCUCGGCUCUGAAGACCCACAUGAGAAUUCAUACAGGGGAAAAACCUUUUGUCUGUGAUGAAUGUGGUGCAAGAUUCACUCAGAACCACAUGCUGAUUUAUCAUAAAAGGUGUCACACAGGUGAAAGACCUUUUAUGUGUGAAACAUGUGGCAAGAGUUUUGCUUCUAAGGAGUAUUUAAAACAUCACAAUAGAAUCCAUACUGGAUCCAAACCCUUUAAAUGUGAAGUUUGUUUUAGGACUUUUGCCCAGCGGAAUUCACUUUACCAGCAUAUUAAAGUCCACACAGGGGAACGUCCCUAUUGUUGCGACCAAUGUGGUAAGCAGUUCACCCAGCUCAAUGCUCUACAGCGCCACCAUCGGAUCCACACGGGAGAGAAGCCGUUCAUGUGUAACGCAUGUGGACGGACGUUUACUGACAAGUCCACUCUCCGGCGGCAUACCUCCAUACAUGAUAAGAAUACUCCAUGGAAGUCUUUCCUUGUUAUUGUAGAUGGCUCACCCAAGAAUGAUGAAGGGCACAAGACUGAACAGCCUGAUGAAGAAUAUGCAUCAUCCAAACUUUCAGAUAAAUUGCUGUCUUUUGCAGAAAAUGGCCAUUUUCACAACCUGGCAACAGUCCAAGACAGCGUAUCUACCGUGCACGAGAACAGCUCUGCAGACACGGCCUGCAAGUCAGAUGAUUCCAUGGUGUCCCAGGAUGCUCUGCUGGCCACCACCAUCAGUGAGCUUAGCGAGCUGACUCCACAGACAGACUCAAUGCCCACACAACUUCACUCUUUGACCAACAUGGAAUAAGAGCUUGAAGUUACCUGCCAAGCAGGUCUCAUCCUGUCUCUUUGCGUGUGAUAGCUGUACACGAGAUAAUGUCAGGGGCUAAGAAAAAGACUGUCUAUGGGCAAAGAAGUGGGCAAGAACAGCUUCAGCAGGUUUCUCUGAAUUUCUGCUAACUUGCACGUCUUUAUCAAAGUGUUUUUAAAGCUUUCCCUUAAAAAUCCUGAUCUGCAUGAUCUCAGCUACACUUUAUCAACAAACAAGGCAGUUAAUGUAACCUCACUUACUUGUGGUGUAGUUGUAUGCGUUAAUCAUUCUAACGCUUGAUUAUCUUGAUGUUUAUGAAGUUUGGACAACUGCUUCAUCUUAGUACACAGCAUUGAUCCAGCUCAUGCAAUUGCUUUUAAUGGUCUCCCUGGUGUCUCAGCCUGCCUUAUACUUCCAUGUGGGUUUAUUUCUCUGAUACUUUUAAGGUAUUUUUCUACAAAGCUGAAAUAAAAUUGGGGCCAUGUAUUUUCGGCUGUUUCUUUCCUGUUGAAUUGAAGCAAAUCAGAUCUGCUCUGGGGACCCUUGAAUGGGACUGAAGAAAUGGAUUAUUGCAUUCAUUCCCUUCUACCCCCCGGUUUGUAGGCGCUAAAAAAAGAAUGAGAAAUUGAACACUUGUGAAAUAGCUUAGUAUAAUCUCUACUCACAGCACAUAUGCAGCAAGGAAAUUUGCCACAAAAUAA
Ceratotherium simum simum (southern white rhinoceros) is the source of this 2876-nucleotide messenger RNA. The record is from RefSeq and is a predicted model, not a curated record. NCBI's taxonomy places the organism in Eukaryota, Metazoa, Chordata, Mammalia, Perissodactyla, Rhinocerotidae.